Syngnathoides biaculeatus (alligator pipefish) is the source of this 3296-nucleotide messenger RNA. Its product is annotated as mitogen-activated protein kinase kinase kinase 12-like. The record is from RefSeq and is a predicted model, not a curated record. The transcript is spliced from 14 exons. Gene Ontology annotation, biological process: JNK cascade; protein autophosphorylation. The coding region runs from base 139 to 2937 and encodes 932 amino acids. Gene Ontology annotation, molecular function: ATP binding; JUN kinase kinase kinase activity. NCBI's taxonomy places the organism in Eukaryota, Metazoa, Chordata, Actinopteri, Syngnathiformes, Syngnathidae.
GCUUGAUUCCGGGGAGAGAGAAAAACGCAACAUUAACACCAUUUCCUCGUCGUUUUCUCAUUAUCCGUUAAGUGAAACACUUCGGGGAUGGACGUAAGCGCUCAACACUGAGGCUGCCAGCUCGCCAGUUGUUCCCCCAUGGCCCUCGUUCAUGAGCCCCGUGCCCCAUCUCCAUCCCUCUCUGGUUUCAACACCCCUCUCUCCGAAACCCCAUCCUUUCGUCGGCUCGAUGCCGAAACUCCCUGCACCCCAGAAAUGGACCUUACGCCCACCCAGUGCGUCCUUCGCAACGUCCUCUCUAUAGACACGGGGGGCUCGGUGGAGCCGAGAGGCGGAGGAGGGGACGGACCGACUUCUGGGCCCCAUCAGACGCCGGGCGACGAGCAGCACGAUCACUUUGCCAACAGCGUCCUCAAGCUGCAUGACCACGACGGGGGUCCCACCAGGACGGAGGGAGAGGGGACGCAGGCGGACGGCUGCGCUGUGCGGCGCGAGGCGGGCAACCCUAGGCUGCAGUGCCAGUCCAACGGUGGAGGCGGGGGCUUUCUCGAGGGCUUGUUUGGCUGUCUGCGACCUGUCUGGACUAUGAUCGGGAAGGCGUAUUCCACGGAACACAAACACGACCUGGACGAGGCGUGGGAAGUCCCCUUCGAGGAGAUUUCGGACCUGCAGUGGGUGGGCAGCGGCGCCCAGGGCGCCGUCUUCCUGGGCAAGCUGCACGGACAGGAGGUGGCGGUGAAGAAAGUGCGGAACAUCAAGGAGACGGACAUCAAGCAUCUCCGGAAGCUCAAACACCCCAACAUCAUCACUUUUAAAGGAAUCUGCACCCAGGCUCCGUGCUACUGCAUCCUCAUGGAGUACUGCGCCCAGGGCCAGCUGUACGAGGUGCUGAGAGCGGGCAGGAAGAUCACGCCGUCACUCCUCAUGGACUGGGCCAUGGGCGUCGCCGGGGGGAUGAACUACCUACACCUGCACAAGAUCAUCCACAGAGAUCUCAAAUCGCCAAAUAUUCUUAUCACAUAUGAUGAUGCGGUGAAGAUCUCCGAUUUCGGCACAUCUAAAGAGCUCAGCGACAAGAGCACCAAGAUGUCCUUUGCCGGUACGGUGGCCUGGAUGGCCCCCGAGGUCAUACGGAAUGAGCCGGUCUCAGAGAAGGUGGAUAUCUGGUCUUUUGGGGUUGUGCUGUGGGAGAUGCUGACAGGCGAGGUACCCUACAAGGACGUGGACUCCUCUGCCAUCAUCUGGGGAGUGGGCAACAACAGCCUGCAGCUGCCCGUACCCGACAGCUGUCCCGACAGCUUCAAACUGCUCUUGAGGCAAAGCUGGAAUUGCAAACCAAGAAACAGACCUUCGUUCCGACAGAUUCUCCUACAUCUGGACAUCGCUUCGGCGGACAUCUUGUCGACCCCGCAAGAGACAUACUUCCAGUCACAGGCCGAGUGGAGGGAUGAGGUGAGGCACCACUUUGAGAAGAUCAAGUCCGAGGGAACGUGUCUUCACCGACUGGAUGAGGAGCUCAUCAAACGGCGCAGGGAGGAGCUGAGACAUGCGCUGGACAUCCGGGAGCACUACGAGAGGAAACUGGAGCGAGCCAACAACCUCUACAUGGAGCUCAACGCCAUCAUGCUGCAGCUGGAGCUCAAGGAGAAGGAGCUGCUCAAGAGGGAGCAGUCACUGGACAAGAAGUACCCGGGCUGCUUCAAGCACCACAGCUCCAGACAAUCGGCCUCCUCCAACUCCAUGGAGAAACUCAUGAAGAAACGCAACGUGCCUCAGAAGCUGCCGGUGCACAGCAAGAGGCCAGACUUACUCAAGUCAGAAGUCAUCCUUCCCAAACUGGACUCCAACAUGACCCAGGUGACCAUUCCCACCAAGGGCUCCACAUCGCCCGGACGCUCCCGGCGAGGGAAGCCACGCUACAGGAAGGCGGGCAAAGGCAGCAGCAGCGAGCUGGCCCAGCUGAAGGCCACGCUGUCUUCGUCUCUGGCCAUGAUCAGCGCCACCGCGUCGGUCCCCAGCAGCAAGCAACGUCUGGACCCCAGCGCCGCGCUCAGGGGCCUGCAGCACGACCUGCUGCUCAAGAAGAUGUCCUCCUCGAGCCCCGACCUCAUCUCCACCACGCUGGAGGCCGAGGGACGCAGGAAGGGUCAGCCCGGACCCGGCCUGGACCGGGCGGGCAGCCAGAGCGCCUCGGCCGGGUUGGAAGAUGGCGGGCCGGACGGCGGGCCGGACGUGAGCGCCGGGGCGGAAGAGCUGGCGGAAACGCCCCCGCGCAGCGACACGCCCAGCGAAGACGCCGCCUCCGUCCCGUUCGCCAGCAGCCCCGACUCGCCGUGCGGCAGGGGGGCGGCGGCGGGGCGGCCGUCGUCCGCCGGGAGCCCCCGCGUUCCUCAGGACGGCGAGGAGAAGGAGGAGGGCGCGGUGAUCACGCGCUCGCCCAGAAGUCAACGCCUCACGCCGUCGGCCUUGCUUUACAGAGCGGCAGUCACGCGCAGUCAAAGACGGGGCGUGUCAUCUGAGGAAGAGGAAGGAGAGGUCGACAGCGAGGUGGAGCUGCCCACAAGAUGGAGGCCAGCUAGCAUCAGCAAAUGCCAGUCGCUGUCCACAUUCAGCUCGGAGAACCUGUCGGUCUCAGACGGCGAGGAGGGCAACACCACGGACCACUCGCACAGCGGCACCCCCGACGUGGUCAGCACCAACACGGACGAGCGCCUGGACGACAAGAGCGACGAUCUCCUCUCGCAGGGCUCCGAGAUCCCCGCCGACCCCGCCCACGCCGCCUCCGACGGCCUGUCCGAGAAGGAGGCUGCCGUCCGCCACGUCAGGACGCAGCUCGCCACUCACGAGCGGAACUACGAGGUUCUCUACGACGACUCAGACUGCGAUAGCGCCGAGCUGGACCAACCGAGCAGCGUGGACCCCAGCCAGAACUGGUGAAACCAACCACUAGCACCAACCUAGUCCGGGUCAUUGAACGCCUCGCCAUCACGCGCACGCCGACAGGAAAUGAGAACUUGGGUGAGCAGCCUGAACAAAGUGGGUGUGGUUUCUCACUGUCACGUGAUCAUGAUGGAAUCCUAUCAGGUUUUGUUUGGCCUAAUUAUGCACUCACUUGUUUAUUUAUUUGUUUAUUUAUUUAUUGUGCUCAAGAAUGUUUACAUUGUGUCGUGGAUUACGUUGCCAUUUUCUACGUGUACAUAAAAAAAAGGGCGUGCGUGUAAAAUGAACAAAUUUCUAACGCGAGUGAUUGUAUCAUUUGGGGAAAAAAAAAAACAGAAAAAGGUGCUGACGUUUCU